Messenger RNA from Didymodactylos carnosus, 1252 nucleotides. The record is from the annotation of a GenBank genome assembly. Lineage: Eukaryota; Metazoa; Rotifera; Eurotatoria; Philodinida; Philodinidae.
AUGGCAGAUGAACGGGUAAAAUCAACAAAAGUAGAAUUCAAAGGCAAAUUACAUUGGGAACUUAUCUUUGAUUUCAACCACAUAGAGAAAGAUGCAACAGCGGAACGUGAGAAGACGGAAAAAAUAAGAGAAUUGUACACAGUUCGUACCGUGGUGGAGACAGUGGAUGAAACUGCAAAAACUAAAACCAAUACAGAUAAUGUUUCAUUCAGUCUUGGUGCCACAACUAAGCUACUGUCGGCAAGUAUUGGUUCUAGUUUUGAGAAUUCAGAAAAAGUUUGCAGUUUCAUGUCAAAACAUAUGCAAGAAACUAAGAACCAUGAACGUGAAUGGGAAGUUGAAGAAAAAUACAAACUCCGUGCUAACACUCGGUUAGCGUUGUAUCAAAUAUAUUUUAUGGCACCAGGUGUUGUUUAUCCAGGAGCUUUAGUUAAUGAUAAACAAGACGAUAAAGACGUCCACAUUUUUAUUGAUGUGCAAACUAUCGAGUUAAUUCGAGAUCUCCAAGUCAGAUAUGGCAAUAAUCCAUCUGAUGCAUCAGAAGAGAAUUGGGUACAAGAAAUAAAUAAACAAAACGAUGUUAAUUCCGGUGAUCUAAAUAAAGGCUUUGGUGGAAAAUAUACAUGGCUUGUCCCUGAGUACACAACAAAUGUGAAAGAUGCCGCUACAAGUUUUACCAUCUAUGUGCAAUCGCAAGCAAAACAACACUGGGACGACAUUGCAAAAGGCACUGGUGGAGAUUUUCGAUACGUUAAGCCUAUAAAAAACCAACGGACAAGUAAAAAGAUUUGUGAGAUUAACCUAUUACGCUCAAGUAACUCGGUCCAGGAGACACCUGAUGGUUAUUCUGGUAUGUCAAAAGACAUAAACGAAGGUCGCAAAAAAGAUUUUUUGUAUCUUAUUUGGAAGACUGUUGACACAUAUACUUAGCCGAAAAAUAAAAAAUACAUACAGUAAACUGAAGAAGAGCAUUCGUUUUUGAACACGUUCUAAAUAAACAGAGUUCUAAAUGCGUAUGGAAGACGAGACUGGACUGGAUAAAGCUUCUUUGUUCUUCAAUCAGUGAUAUUAAAAAUCUUAUCUGCUUGAUGCUGUACCAUUGUUACAAUCAUGUCUACCUCACUAUAUGCAAUCUAUCUGAUCUAGAAUAUGUAUUGAACAAAUUUGAAGUCGAUGUGAAACAUUUAUUUUAGCUAUUUCUGAAUAAAAAUCGUCUGUUCAGACACAAUAAGGAUGUUCGAAAGUAUUUGAA